CUCCCCUCCUCUCCCCUUUACCGACGCCUUUUUUCUUCUUCUUCUUCAUCUUCCUAUCAUCCUCGCAAAUACCCCCCCCCCCUCGUUUAUCCCCUCUCGAUGCAUCGCAACACUUUCUGAAGGGAUCGCAGGAAAGAGGAAGGAAAAAAAUGAGGAUUAUAAUUUUUUCUUGGCACUUUUUCUGGGUGUAUUCCGCCCUUUGGGCGCUGGUGACGGGGGCUUUCCCCAGCUCGGUGCAGAUAGGUGGGUUGUUCAUUAGGAAUACCGAUCAGGAGUAUACAGCGUUCCGACUAGCGAUCUUUCUUCACAACACCAGCCCCAAUGCUACAGAAGCACCCUUUAACCUGGUGCCCCAUGUGGACAACAUUGAGACGGCCAACAGCUUCGCCGUCACCAACGCGUUCUGCUCUCAGUAUUCACGUGGGGUCUUCGCCAUCUUUGGCCUUUACGAUAAGCGCUCGGUGAACACGCUGACGUCCUUCUGUGGGGCCCUGCACAUCAGUCUGGUGACGCCAAGCUUCCCCACUGAAGGAGAGGGACAGUUCACGCUGCAGCUCCGACCUUCCAUUAGAGGAGCUUUGUUGUCACUGCUGGACCACUAUGACUGGAGCAGAUUUGUCUUCCUCUAUGACACUGACAGAGGUUAUGCAAUACUGCAGGCAAUUAUGGAGAGAGCAGGGCAGAACGGGUGGCAGGUAAGCGCAAUAUGUGUGGAGAGCUUCAAUGAGGCAGCAUACCGUCGUCUCCUGGAGGACCUGGACCGGCGGCAGGAGAGAAAAUAUGUCAUUGACCUGGAGCCUGAGAGGCUGCAAAGCAUCUUGGAGCAGGCUGUCAGUGUGGGGAAACAUGUCAAAGGUUACCACUACAUUAUAGCAAACCUGGGUUUUAAAGACAUAUCUCUGGAGAGGUUCAUGCAUGGUGGAGCCAAUGUGACGGGUUUCCAGCUGGUGGACUUCAGUAAGCCUAUUGUCAUUAAACUCAUGCAGCGCUGGAACAAACUGGACCAGAGAGAGUACCCGGGAUCUGAAAGCCCACCUAAGUACACCUCGUCGCUAACGUAUGAUGGCAUUCUUGUAAUGGCUGAAGCAUUCCGCACCCUUCGUCGCCAGAAAAUUGAUAUCAGUCGACGUGGCAACGCUGGUGACUGCCUGGCCAAUCCAGCUGCUCCUUGGAAUCAAGGAAUUGACAUGGAGCGUGCACUCAAACAGGUGCGCAUUCAUGGUUUGACUGGGAACAUCCAGUUUGAUCACUACGGACGGAGGGUCAACUACACCAUGGAUGUGUUUGAACUGAAAAGCAACGGACCACGUAAGAUUGGCUACUGGAAUGACAUUGAUAAACUGGUUUUGGUCCAGAAUGAAAACGCUCUGUCCAAUGACAGCUCAGCAAUGGAGAACCGAACAGUUGUCGUGACAACCAUCAUGGAGGGUCCUUAUGUGAUGCUGAAGAAGAACUGGGAGAUUUAUGAAGGCAAUGACCAAUACGAGGGAUACUGCGUGGAUCUAGCCUCUGAGAUCGCAAAACAUAUCGGAAUCAAAUACAAAAUCUCCAUUGUCCCAGACGGGAAAUAUGGCGCCAGAGAUCCAGACACGAAGAUAUGGAAUGGAAUGGUGGGAGAGCUCGUUUAUGGGAAAGCUGAGAUUGCUGUGGCCCCGCUGACCAUCACUCUGGUGAGAGAGGAGGUGAUCGAUUUUUCCAAGCCCUUCAUGUCUCUGGGAAUCUCUAUUAUGAUCAAGAAGCCCCAGAAGUCUAAACCUGGUGUCUUCUCUUUCCUGGACCCACUGGCCUACGAGAUCUGGAUGUGCAUUGUGUUUGCUUACAUUGGAGUCAGUGUGGUGCUGUUCUUGGUGAGUCGCUUCAGCCCCUACGAAUGGCAUGCUGAGGAACCAGAGGAGGGCGCCACAGAGCAAGGCCCCACUGACCAACCCCCCAAUGAAUUUGGCAUCUUCAACUCCCUCUGGUUCUCACUGGGAGCCUUCAUGCAGCAGGGUUGUGACAUCUCACCACGCUCUCUGUCCGGCCGUAUUGUUGGAGGUGUUUGGUGGUUCUUCACCCUCAUCAUCAUCUCCUCUUACACAGCAAACCUGGCUGCUUUCCUGACAGUGGAGAGGAUGGUCUCCCCCAUAGAGAGCGCAGAGGACCUAGCCAAACAGACAGAGAUAGCCUACGGGACCCUGGACUCAGGUUCUACUAAAGAGUUCUUCAGGAGAUCCAAAAUAGCUGUUUAUGAGAAGAUGUGGUCGUAUAUGAAGUCUGCUGAGCCGACUGUCUUCACUAAAACCACAGCUGAGGGUGUGGCGAGGGUCCGUAAGUCCAAGGGGAAGUACGCCUUCCUGCUGGAGUCCACCAUGAAUGAGUACACGGAGCAGCGCAAGCCAUGUGAUACCAUGAAAGUCGGGGGAAACCUGGAUUCCAAAGGAUAUGGAAUUGCAACCCCGAAAGGCUCACAGUUAAGAACCCCGGUAAACCUUGCAGUUUUGAAACUGAGCGAAGCAGGCGUCUUAGACAAACUGAAAAACAAAUGGUGGUAUGACAAGGGAGAGUGUGGACCCAAGGACUCUGGAAGUAAGGACAAGUCAUCUCAGGCUCUGAGCCUGUCAAAUGUGGCUGGGGUCUUCUAUAUCCUCGUGGGUGGCCUGGGCCUGGCCAUGCUGGUAGCUCUGGUCGAGUUCUGCUACAAGUCACGGGCCGAAGCCAAGCGCAUGAAGCUGUCUUUUUCUGAAGCCAUGCGGAACAAGGCCCGUCUGUCCAUCACAGGAAGUGUGGGGGAGAAUGGCCGAGUCCUGACGCCAGACUGCCCCAAAGCCGUGCAUGCUGGCCCUGCCUCUCUCCGACACCCUGGCCUUGCAGUGGUCUCCUCUGGACUGCCCUGAAAACCAAAAACAACCUGCUGUGCCUUAGCAACACGCACAUAUAUAAACCCAUUUAAGACGACAUGCUGUCCCGCGUUCACACACAUGCCAUAAUCAUAUAUACGCAAGCUGAAAUACUCACAUAUACCUAUAUAACUCACACUUGAAACCACACAGCGCAUCAUCAUCAACCUCAACAACAACAACAUCAUCAGUUUCCCGCUGCCAUUGACUUAUUUUCCAAGUGAAAUACAGCUGCGGAGUAAAUGUUGGGCAAAGAAAACAGUUGACUGCCACAUUUGCCUGCAGCAUUCUUUUUUAUUUAAAUUUUUUGUUGUUUUUGAGGAUAUUAUCAGGAUAUCGACACACCGACAGCAAAGCCAGCACAGACUUACACAAAAUGAACUAUGAGCCGUGAACACGACAAAUAAGCCGACAACGAUAUCGACGGUUGCGGCUGAAGGUGGGAAGAAAACCAGACGACUUUCUGUUUUCUUUGAACAUUGUUGGCCAAUAAUCGACACCCCUUGACUACGCCUUACGGACAGUGUUUCUGUCAUCUUCAUUGCCUGCAAAGACUGAGUGCCAGGUACAUCACCCUCAGAAGACCAGAAAACUGUAACGCGUGAACAUUUCGACUGAGCGGGAACCGCUUCUUUGCCAUGGACUACUCAAACGGAAUCAAAAUGCUUUCGUACUACAUGUAGGGAAUGGUUUCGUUCCCAAAUCGGCGAUACAAUUAGCCACUAUAGAACAGAAUUAACCUUGAAUACAUGUAUGGCCCAAUGUGGCCAUAGAAUACGCAGGAGUUCAAAAAAGAAAAAAAAAAAAGCAGUAGUAAUUAAUAAAGUUCUUCAUCGAGAACAUUAUGAUAUUAGAAAUGCUAAAUACGGACCUGAUUACCUUUUGCCAAGUGGCAAACUCAAGAUCAAGAUGUAUAUUUUGUUUUGUUUUUUCUUUUUACGUGGAAGGAUCUCAGAUGUGUAGCUAACAAACUGGAUCUCAGCGGGAACACUGGAAUCCCUGCAGAAGAUUACAAAAUAUUCAAAGACUGGAAACAGUGUUUAAAAUUAAAAUUAUUCACCCCCUUUACAUGAUUUGUUUUUUGAAAG
Messenger RNA from Thalassophryne amazonica, 3964 nucleotides. It is a transcript of the gene gria4a, whose product is annotated as glutamate receptor, ionotropic, AMPA 4a. Lineage: Eukaryota; Metazoa; Chordata; Actinopteri; Batrachoidiformes; Batrachoididae. Bases 150 to 2873 code for a protein of 907 amino acids. Gene Ontology annotation, cellular component: dendritic spine; AMPA glutamate receptor complex; postsynaptic membrane. The transcript has 18 exons. Gene Ontology annotation, molecular function: AMPA glutamate receptor activity; transmitter-gated monoatomic ion channel activity involved in regulation of postsynaptic membrane potential. Gene Ontology annotation, biological process: synaptic transmission, glutamatergic; modulation of chemical synaptic transmission; monoatomic ion transport. The record is from RefSeq and is a predicted model, not a curated record.